AUGACCAAUGGAUGUCUUACACGUCAAGGGCGCGAAAACCCUAACCCUGGUCCCCUCUUUAAUGCAAGCCUUUUGAAUGAGCCUGAUUUGGUAAAGAGAGCCAAUGCUGCUACGAUUAUACACACCAACAGCCAAGAAUUUGAGAUGGAGCUAGAGAUCCUCUGCAGUGUUCGCCACAACAGUAUAGUUAAUUUGUUAGGUUAUUAUGCAGAAAUGGAGGAGCAGAUUCUUGUUUACGAACUCAUGCCUCACGGAACGCUUUACGACCAUCUCCACUGCGAUCUUUCUUGUCUGAGAUGGAACCUUAGGCUGAAGAUUGUGAUGCAGGCUGCAAAAGGGCUCGAGUACCUUCACAAGGAAGUUUCUCCUCCUAUUGUGCACCGUGAUGUGAAGAGUUCGAACAUUCUGUUGGACGCUGAUUGGGGAGCUCGUAUUGCAGAUUUUAGAUUGCUUACACCUAAUGAGAAGGAUCUUAACGGAGAUGUGACAACUGAUGUCUAUAACUUUAGGAUUGUGCUGCUAGAGAUUCUUAGUGGAAGAAAAGCUUAUGACAGGGAUUGCACACCUUCAAGUAUUAUUAUUUGUUAA
Nicotiana tabacum (common tobacco) is the source of this 588-nucleotide messenger RNA. Its product is annotated as serine/threonine-protein kinase-like protein CCR1. The record is from RefSeq and is a predicted model, not a curated record. Gene Ontology annotation, molecular function: ATP binding; protein kinase activity. Lineage: Eukaryota; Viridiplantae; Streptophyta; Magnoliopsida; Solanales; Solanaceae. Gene Ontology annotation, biological process: protein phosphorylation.